Fonsecaea erecta is the source of this 1071-nucleotide messenger RNA. RefSeq lists its product as hypothetical. Gene Ontology annotation, biological process: cytochrome c-heme linkage. Gene Ontology annotation, cellular component: mitochondrion. The record is from RefSeq and is a predicted model, not a curated record. Gene Ontology annotation, molecular function: holocytochrome-c synthase activity. The transcript has 2 exons. The coding region runs from base 1 to 1071 and encodes 356 amino acids. Lineage: Eukaryota; Fungi; Ascomycota; Eurotiomycetes; Chaetothyriales; Herpotrichiellaceae.
AUGGGUUGGUUCUGGGCCGAUGCCCCGAAAGCGAGUGCACCUCCUGCGCCGCAACAUGCCGCCGCUCCUCCGCCAGGAUGCCCUAUGCAUAAGGCAGAUACCGGAAACCCUACACCCUUCCCUCCGCGGCUCGAUCCAUCGACAUCGACUCCUUCAUCUUGUCCGGUCAAGUCUCCAAACCAUCCGCUAAGACAUCAACCCUCAGAAUUUUCUAGUCGACCUGAACCCUCAGAGCAAAGGCCUCCACCCUCCUCCUCUUCUUCCUCGACCCUUUCCAAACUUAACCCUUUGAAUUACAUGCCCUCGCUUUCCAACAGUCGCCCGGCCGAUUCCCCUCAAUCGAUACAUUUGCCUCUUGACCGAGAGACUUCUUCCAUUCCGCGCAGUGAUUCACAGUCGAAUUGGGAAUACCCUUCUCCACAGCAGAUGUACAAUGCCAUGCUUCGCAAGGGCUACACGGACACCCCUGCCGAACACGUCGAGGCGAUGGUCGCCGUGCAUAAUUUCUUGAACGAGGGAGCAUGGGCAGAGAUAGAGGAGUGGGAACGGAUUUUUGCCGGCGGUCUGUGGAAAGGGUGGGAGACGUGUUCGCGAGGAGAGCAGGCCAUCACUCUAGAUCGUGCGAGGCAGGAAUUCAUUGCUCAACGACGACUAGCCCUCGGGUUAAGCCCGGACCCGAAAGAGGACGAGUCGAAACCAAAGCUGAUCCGCUUUCAAGGUCGCCCCAAGGAACCAUCUCCCAAGGCUCGGAUCCUGCAGAUGUUGGGCAAAGUCUUCCCGGACCACUUCUCUCAAGAACCCCCCUUUGACCGACACGACUGGUAUAUUUCCCGGAAGCUCCCCAACGGGUCGUCUAAAGAAGUGCGCUACGUGAUAGACUAUUAUGGAGGCGGCAUCGAAGAGGAAACGGGGCAACCUGUGUUCUACUUGGAUAUCCGACCUGCAUUGGAUACCCCAACGGCGGCAGUGGAGAGGGCGAUGAGGUGGGGAGGGGACGUGUGGCAUCGGGCGUCUGGAGGAGCGGUGAGAGAGGCUGCCGCACGAACAAAGGACAAGGAGAAUGGAUCAUGA